CGAUGGAUAUUCUUAUCCUAUUUUUUUUAGUUUUUAUUGGAACUUCAGAGACACAGGUUGAUGUUUCCAAUGCUGUUCCUGGCACUAGGUACGAUGUGACAAUCUCUUCAAUUUCUGCUACAACAUACAGCUCACCUGUUAGUAGAACAGUGACAACGAAUGUAACAAAACCAGGGCCUCCAGUCUUCCUAGCAGGAGAAAGAGUUGGUUCUGCUGGGAUUCUCCUGUCUUGGAAUACACCCCCUAAUCCAAAUGGAAGGAUUAUCUCUUAUGUUGUGAAGUAUAAGGAAGUUUGUCCAUGGAUGCAAGCAGCAUAUACACAAGUUAGAGCAAAGCCAGACAGCCUGGAAGUUCUUCUUACUAAUCUUAAUCCUGGAACAACAUAUGAAAUCAAGGUGGCUGCUGAAAACAGUGCUGGCAUUGGAGUGUUUAGUGACCCAUUUCUCUUCCAAACGGCAGAAAGUGCUCCAGGAAAAGUGGUUAAUCUAACGGUUGAGGCCUUUAACUAUUCAGCAGUAAACCUGAUUUGGUACUUACCUCGUCAACCAAAUGGCAAAAUUACCAGUUUCAAGAUUAGUGUCAAGCAUGCCAGAAGUGGGAUAGUGGUGAAAGAUGUCUCAAUCAGAGUAGAGGACAUUUUGACUGGGAAAUUGCCAGAAUGCAACGAGAAUAAUGAAUCUUUUUUAUGGAGUACAACCAGCCCUUCUCCAACCCUUAGUAGAGGUACGCCUCCAACGCGUACCACAUAUUCAUCGAACACAUGGGCACGGAGUAAGAUAAGCUCCGUGUGGAAAGAACCUAUCAGUUUCGUAGUGACACAUUUGAGACCUUAUACGACAUAUCUUUUUGAAGUUUCUGCUGUUACAACGGAAGCAGGUUAUAUUGAUAGUACAAUUGUCAGAACACCAGAAUCAGUACCUGAAGGACCACCACAAAACUGUGUAACAGGCAACAUUACAGGAAAAUCCUUUUCAAUUUCAUGUGAUCCACCAAUGACAGUAACCGGGAAAUUUAGUUAUAGAGUUGAAUUAUAUGGGCCAUCAGGUCGGAUUUUGGAUAACAGCACAAAAGACCUUAAGUUUUCAUUCACUAACCUAACACCAUUUACAAUGUAUGAUGUAUAUGUUGCUGCAGAAACCAGUGCAGGGAUUGGACCCAAAUCAAAUAUUUCAGUAUUCACUCCCCCAGAAGUUCCAGGUGCAGUACUUGAUUUACAGCUUGCAGAAGUAGAAGCCACACAAAUAAGAAUUACUUGGAAGAAACCACGACAACCAAAUGGAAUCAUUAACCAAUACCGAGUGAAAGUGCUAGUUUCAGAGACCGGAGUGAUUUUGGAAAACACUUUGCUCACGGGAAAAGAUGAGUAUAUAAACAACCCGCUCACUCCAGAAACUGUGAACGUAGUAGAGUCAAUGGCAGAAUUAUUUGAGGGUUCAGCAGAGAUAUCUUCUGACCUGUAUGCGAUUGCUUCAGUUAUGUAUAACAGUCAUCCACAUAAUAACUUUCCUGUGAGGAAUAGAGCUGAAGACCAGCAUUUAACAGUUGGAACUACAUGGAAUCAGUAUAUCACUGACAUUGCUGCCGAACAGCUGUCUUACGUUAUCAGGAGACUCGUACCUUUCACUGAGCACAUGAUUAGUGUAUCUGCUUUCACCAUCAUGGGAGAAGGACCACCAACGGUUCUCCAUGUUAGGACACUUGAACAAGUGCCAAGCUCCAUUCAGAUUAUAAACUAUAAAAAUAUUAGUUCCUCAUCUAUUUUGUUAUAUUGGGAUCCUCCAGAAUUUCCCAAUGGAAAAAUAACUCAUUAUACAAUUUAUGCAAUGGAACUGGAUACAAACACAGCAUUCCAGAUGACUACUCUAAAUAACAGCUUUCUCAUAACAGGGUUAAAGAAAUACACCAAAUAUAAGAUGAGGGUGGCUGCCUCAACUCAUGUUGGAGAAAGUUCUUUGUCUGAAGAAAAUGACAUCUUUGUGAGAACUCUGGAAGAUGAACCAGAAUCAUCACCUCAAGAUGUGGAAGUUACUGAUGUUACUGCACAUGAAAUAAGUCUGAAGUGGUUACCACCUGAGAAACCCAAUGGGAUUAUUGUUGCUUAUGAAGUUCUCUAUAAAAAUAUGGAUUCCUUAUUUAUGAAGAACACCUCAACAACACACAUAAUUUUAAGGGACUUAAAACCUUAUUCCCUCUAUAACAUUUCUGUGAGGUCAUACACCAGAUUGGGUCAUGGCAAUCAGUUAUCUUCCUUACUCUCUGUGAGGACUUCUGAGACUGUACCUGAUAGUGCACCAGAAAAUAUUGCUUACAAAAAUAUUUCCUCUGGAGAGAUUGAAAUAUCAUUCCAUCCCCCACGUAAUCCUAAUGGAAUCAUACAAAAAUAUACAAUUUAUCUCAGGAGAAGUAAUGGAAAUGAGGAAAGAACUAUAGAUACAACCUCUUUGAUCCAGAACAUUAAAGGACUGAAGAAAUAUACCCAAUAUAUAAUUGAAGUGUCUGCUAGUACACUCAAAGGUGAAGGAGUUCGGAGUGCGCCAAUUAGUGUACUGACAGAAGAAGAUGCUCCUGAUUCUCCCCCCCAUGACUUCUCUGUGAAACAGUUGUCUGGUGUCAGGGUGAAGUUGUCAUGGAAACCACCCUUGGAGCCAAAUGGAAUUAUCCUCUAUUACACAGUUUAUGUCUGGGAUAGGUCAUCAUUAAGAACUAUUAAUGUAACUGAAAUAUCAUUAGAGUUUUCAGAUUUGGACUAUAAUGUUGAAUAUAACGCAUAUGUAACAGCUAGCACCAGAUUUGGUGAUGGAAAAAAAAGAAGCAAUAUUAUUAACUUUCGAACACCUGAGGGAGCACCGAGUGAUCCCCCAAAAGAUGUUCAUUAUGCAAAUAUCAGUUCUUCAUCAAUAAUUCUCUUUUGGAAGCCACCUUCAAAACCUAAUGGGGUUAUACAAUAUUAUUCUGUUUAUUACAGAAAUACUUCAGGUACUUUUGUGCAGAAUUUUACACUCCAUGAAGUCACCAAUGACUUUGACAAUAUGACCGUAUCUGCAAUAAUAGAUAAACUGGCAAUAUUCAGCUACUAUACAUUUUGGGUAACAGCAAGUACUUCAGUUGGAAAUGGGAAUAAAAGCAGUGACAUAGUUCAAGUAUACACAGAUCAAGACAUACCUGAAGGGCCUGUUGGAAACCUGACUUAUGAGUCCAUUUCGUCAACUGCAAUAAAUGUAAGCUGGGGCCCACCACCUCAACCCAACGGUCUAGUCUUCUACUAUGUCUCUCUGAGCUUACAGCAGACUCCUCGCCACGUAAGACCACCUCUAGUUACAUAUGAGACAAGCAUGUAUUUUGAUAAUCUGGAAAAAUACACUGAUUAUAUAUUAAAAAUCACUCCAUCAACCGAAAAGGGAUUUUCUGAUACCUAUACUGCCCAGCUACACAUCAAAACUGAAGAAGAUGUCCCAGAAACUUCACCAAUAAUCAACACUUUUAAAAACCUUUCCUCUACCUCAGUUCUCUUAUCAUGGGAUCCCCCAGUAAAACCAAAUGGUGCCAUAAUAAGUUAUGAUUUAACUUUACAAGGACCAAAUGAAAGCUAUUCUUUCAUUACUUCUGAUAACUAUAUAAUAUUGGAAGAGCUCUCACCAUUUACACUAUAUAGUAUUUUUGCUGCUGCAAGAACUGUAAAGGGACUCGGUCCUUCCAGUGUUCUUUUCUUUUACACAGACGAGUCAGUGCCUUUAGCACCUCCUCAAAAUUUGACUUUAAUCAACUACACUUCAGAUUCUGUGUGGCUGCAAUGGAGCCCGAGUCCUGUGCCAGGCGGUAUUGUUAAAGUAUAUAGUUUUAAAAUUCAUGAACAUGAAACUGAUACUAUAUUUUAUAAGAAUAUUUCAGGUUUUCAAACUGAAGCCAAGCUUGUUGGACUGGAGCCAGUCAGCACCUACUCUAUCAGCAUCUCUGCCUUCACCAAAGUGGGAAAUGGCAAUCAAUUUAGUAAUGUACUAAAAUUCACAACCCAAGAAUCAGUUCCAGAUGUUGUACAGAACAUACGGUGUGAGGCAACUAGCUGGCAGUCCGCUUUAGUGAGGUGGGACCCACCCCAAAAGGCAAAUGGAGUGAUUACACAUUAUAUGAUAACAGUUGAGAGGAAUUCUACAAAAGUCUUACCCCAAGAUCACAUGUAUAUGUUCAUGAAACUUCUUGCCAAUACCUCAUAUGUCUUUAAAAUAAGAGCUUCAACCUCAGCGGGUGAAGGCGAUGAAAGUACUUGCAAUAUCAGCACGCUACCUGAAACAGUUCCCAGUGUUCCCACAAAUAUUGCUUUUUCUGAUGUUCAGUCAACUAGUGCAACAUUGACAUGGAUGAGACCUGACACUAUCUUCGGUUACUUCCAAAAUUACAAGAUUACCACUCAACUUCGGGCUCAAAAUUGCAGAGAAUGGGAAUCUGAAGAAUGUAUCGAAUAUCAAAAAAUUCAAUACCUCUAUGAAGCUGACCUAACUGAAGAGACAGUAUAUGGCUUAAAGAAAUUUAGAUGGUACAGAUUUCAAGUGGCUGCCAGCACCAAUGCCGGCUAUGGCAAUGCUUCAAGUUGGAUAUCUGCACAAACCCUGCCUGGCCCUCCAGAGGGUCCUCCUGAAAAUGUGUAUGUAGUAGCAACAUCACCUUUUAGCAUCAACAUCAGCUGGAGUGAACCUGCUAUCAUUACUGGACCAACGUUCUAUCUGAUAGAUGUUGAAUCGGUAGAUAGUGAUGAAUUUAAUAUUUCCUUAAUCAAGUCAAAUGAAGAGAAUAAAACCAUAGAAAUUAAAGAUUUAAAAAUAUUCACAAGGUAUUCUGUGGUGAUCACUGCAUUCACUGGAAAUGUUAGUGCGGCUUAUGUAGAAGGAAAGUCAAGUGCUGAAGUGAUUGUUACUACUUUAGAAUCAGUCCCUAAGGAUCCACCUAACAACAUGACAUUUCAGAAGAUACCAGAUGAAGUGACAAAAUUUCAGUUAACAUUCCUUCCUCCUUCUCAACCCAAUGGAAAUAUCCAAGUAUAUCAAGCUUUGGUUUACCGAGAAGAUGACCCUACUGCUGUCCAGAUUCACAACCUCAGCAUUAUCCAGAAAACGGACACAUCCGUCAUCGCAAUGUUAGAAGGACUGAAAGGUGGACAUACAUACAAUAUCAGUGUUUAUGCAAUCAAUAGUGCUGGUGCAGGACCAAAGGUUCAGAUGAGAAUAACUAUGGAUAUUAAAGCUCCAGCACGACCAAAAACCAAACCAACCCCUAUUUAUGAUGCCACAGGAAAAUUGCUGGUGACUUCAACAACAAUUACCAUCAGAAUGCCAAUAUGUUACUAUAACGAUGAUCAUGGGCCCAUCAAAAAUGUACAAGUGCUUGUAGCAGAAGCUGGAGCUCAGCAUGAUGGAAAUGUAACAAAGUGGUAUGAUGCAUAUUUUAAUAAACCAAGGCCAUACUUUACAAAUGAAGGCUUUCCUAAUCCUCCGUGUACAGAAGGAAAGACAAAGUUCAGUAGCAAUGAAGAAAUCUACAUCAUAGGUGCUGAUCAUGCAUGUAUGAUUCCUGGCAAUGAAGACAAAAUUUGCAAUGGACCUCUGAAGCCAAAAAAGCAAUACUUAUUUAAAUUUAGAGCCACAAAUGUCAUGGGACAAUUUACUGACUCUGAUUACUCUGACCCUGUUAAGACUUUAGGUGAAGGACUUUCAGAAAGAACUGUGGAGAUUAUUCUUUCAGUCACUUUGUGUAUCCUUUCAAUCAUUCUUCUUGGAACAGCUAUUUUUGCAUUUGCAAGGAUUCGUCAGAAGCAGAAAGAAGGCGGCACAUACUCUCCUCGAGAUGCAGAAAUUAUUGACACUAAAUUCAAGCUGGACCAGCUAAUCACAGUGGCAGACCUGGAACUGAAGGACGAGAGAUUAACGCGAUACUCUUCAUUUUUCUUUAGACGCAAGGAGAUUUUUGUCAUCCAGUUACUUAGUUAUAGAAAAUCCAUCAAGCCGAUCAGCAAGAAAUCCUUCCUACAACAUGUUGAAGAGCUUUGCACAAACAACAACCUAAAGUUUCAAGAAGAAUUUUCGGAAUUACCAAAAUUUCUUCAGGAUCUUUCUUCAACUGAUGCCGAUCUGCCUUGGAACCGAGCAAAAAACCGCUUUCCAAACAUAAAACCAUAUAAUAAUAACAGAGUGAAGCUGAUAGCUGAUGCUAGUAUUCCAGGAUCGGAUUAUAUUAAUGCCAGCUAUGUUUCUGGUUACUUAUGUCCAAAUGAAUUUAUUGCUACUCAAGGUCCAUUACCAGGAACAGUUGGGGAUUUUUGGAGAAUGGUUUGGGAAACCAGAGCAAAAACAUUGGUAAUGCUAACACAGUGUUUUGAAAAAGGGCGGAUCAGAUGCCAUCAGUAUUGGCCAGAGGACAACAAACCAGUUACGGUGUUUGGAGAUAUAGUGAUUACAAAGCUAAUGGAGGAUGUUCAAAUAGAUUGGACCAUCAGGGAUCUGAAAAUUGAAAGGCAUGGGGAUUGCAUGACUGUCCGACAGUGUAACUUUACUGCUUGGCCUGAGCAUGGGGUUCCUGAAAACAGUACCCCACUAAUUCACUUUGUGAAGUUGGUUCGAGCAAGUCGAGCACAUGACACCACACCUAUGAUUGUUCACUGCAGUGCUGGAGUUGGAAGAACUGGAGUUUUUAUUGCUCUGGACCACUUAACACAGCAUAUAAAUGAUCAUGAUUUUGUGGAUAUAUAUGGACUAGUAGCUGAACUGAGAAGUGAAAGAAUGUGCAUGGUACAGAACCUGGCACAGUAUAUCUUCUUACACCAGUGUAUUCUGGAUCUCCUAUCAAGUAAAGGAAAUAACCAGCCCAUCUGUUUUGUUAACUAUUCAGCACUUCAGAAGAUGGACUCUUUGGAUGCAAUGGAAGGUGAUGUUGAGCUUGAAUGGGAAGAAACCACCAUGUAAAUAUUCAGACCAAAGAUUACAACCAGAAGAUAUUUUCAAAUCCCAGGGGCCAAAAUUACCCCUCAUUCUUCUGAAUUGAAAUGUGCAUACUUAAAGAAAUGUUUAUGCUUCCCUUACUGUGCCUUGCUAAAUACAUUGACAUUUUAUGAAUAGUUCUAAUAAGUAGCUGAUUCAGGAUAGUUAUUUCUUUUGUACAGAAUAAAUAUUAUUCAUUUAAAAUGUUUAAGAAAAGAUAUCCCAGAGGUUUUUGAAGUCUUUCAUAUUUUGGGAAUAAGCCAAAAAUAAAAUUAUUAUUAUAAUAGCAUUAAUGUUUCCAUGUGAAUUUUCCCUCCAUAUUGGACUUACGCUUGAACAAAAGUUGUAAAUGUUGAUUCAGUCGUGUUAUUUUGGCCUCCAGGGUGUUGACGUUUCUUGUGGAUAACUUCCAGGACUGUCAUUAUGAUCUGUACUUCCACGCAUGCCCCUGUGUUUUGAAUCCUCUGUUUUAUGAGUGCUGAGAUAUCAUCUCAUGAUCUCGAACAGCUGAACAGUAACCCCUGACACUGCAGGGAUUACUUAGCUUUUAUACAACACACAGUAGCUCUUCGGGGACACUGAGGGCUAUUUAAACUGCAUUGUGAUCUUUAGUUUGAAACAAGAAAAAUUAAACAGUGCAAUUGCUCAUAUGAAGCUGUAGAGGACUUUUCUAGCUUAUCUACAUUUGUACAUGUUCAGGCACAAGCUGCACCACUAUAUUGUAUAUUUCAAUAUACGGUUAAAUGUCUCAGAGUAUUUGUCCAUUAGCUAUUUAGUCAACCCAAUAUUAUCAAUUUUGAAGGUUUUCUUCAGCAGAAAUCUAUAAAAACAAUAAUAAAAACAUGUAAUGUGUUGCAAGCUUGUAAACUAAUGAUGUGCUCCUGUGGUGCCAAUAGAGACUUCUGAAUAGAUCACAAGAAAUGGUCUUUAUUUUAUUCCCAAGUUUGGGUUUGAUUAUUAAGGAGUAUAUUUGGUGGAACUGAAAACAAAAAAUCAACCAGGUAACAGCAAAUUAGAGAUUUUUUUAAAAAGAAAAUAUUUCAGCCUCCUUUUUGUUAGAUAGUAACAAUGUAUUAAGUUUUGAAUUAUAUGGUAUUUUGUCAUAGAUUUCAAUUGAGUCAUAAAACAAAAUAAUGUUAAUUAUUCUAUUUCUUUCAUGAUAAGAAUUAUAUCUUGUGCAUAUUUCUGCUGGAAUAUAAAUAUAGGAAAUAUGAUGGCCAAUAAAAUUGAAUUUUAAGGAAUUGAGAUAUUUUGCAGCAUGAUUUCAGAGAUCCUUAUAAAUAGAAAUUUGAUUUUCUAUCACAUUUAUGAUAUAAUUGAUAAUUAUCAUAAUGUAAUUAAAUAUAUUAUAUGUAAGUACAAUAUAAUUUAGUAUAAAUAAUUAAGAUAAAAUCAUUUCCUCUGAUACCCAUAGAUAGUAAUUUUAAAAUUGAAUUUAUUAUCCAAGAAAUUAAAUCCAUAAUCUUGCAAGAAGUCCUGCCUCCUGUUUUGUCAGGGCAAGGAAGUAUAAAUAAAUGUAGUUCAUGAUUGUUCAAACCAACAAGUUUAUUUUAUAGGAAGUUACAUAAAAUAAUAAGAUAUGGUGAGAACUCUAAAAGAUUCAGUUGGAAUUCAAAGUUCUUCAGUGUGCUUCAUGGUCAUUGAAAAUGUGUGGCAUGCCGGUACUUAUGAAUGUGGUUUUUUGUAUUUGUAGAAGACAGAUAACAGCCUGUGAAAAAUAUUGAUGUGGGUACUUUUUAAUGUAUUAAAUAAGAAAAUAAACAGUUCAAUCUGCAAGUCAGUCAAUUUUCUGUAAUAUAUGUAUAAAAGAGAUGUGUACAACAUAGAGUAUCAGGUUUGACCCAUAUGCAUAUGUGUGCAUAAAACACAUUUAAUGUAAGGCCUCCUCUAAACAGUGCUUAUCAAAAUUUAAUGUGUAUACAAAUCACCUGAAGAUUGUGUUAAAAUGCAGAUUCUGCUUUAGUAGAUCUAGGAUGGGACCUGAGAACCUUCAUUUCUAGCAAGUACUAAAGUUAUGUUGUUGCCUGAUCUUAGACCCUUGAAUAGUAACUCUCUAAAAGACAUUAGGAUCAGAAUAAUUUCAUGUCCACCUGAAAUUAUUUAAAACAUGUUUUAAAAAGACACUUGGCUUUAUUAUCAGAAAAAAAAAUUGUAACAGAGCAUCUGUUAAGUGUGAAUAGGUCGCUAACUAUAUCACAAAUCUGUAACUGAAUUGAUACAUAUUAACCAUAGCUAAAUUUUUCUCUUAAUUAUGUUGUUAAAGGGCUAGAUUAUAGCCAAGUUACAUAGGUGACUACUAAAUUCAAAUUAAAAUAAUGAGGAACAUCUGUAACAUUUUUAGAUCAGAUUUGUCAAAAUACAUUGCAGCACAUGUACAGUAAAUGAGCAACAUGUGUUUCAUCUGAACCAAAUGAAACUGGAGCCUCUCAGAAUGGUUUGCCAGAGACGCGAGCAUCUGUGGAUAUCACCUCCACGUUCAUCCUGCUUUAAAACGCAGCGUUUUCUUCUUUCGGAUGAUAGGUGAAAUGUAUAAGAAAUCUUGGGGAAAAAAAGCUAAUUAAGUAUUUCUCUUGUCAUAAAGGAGAUGGUGAUUCACUUUCCAAAUCUGGUACCAAACACUGAUUUUUAAAAUGGGAUUUAAGUUCAGCAGAAUGUUCUACAAGUCCAUGACAUUAUUGUGAUAAAUCCAUUUUCAUGGGGCACAUUUAGAAAACUCAUAAUGAAGUAUUUGAUGAAGCCUGGAAUACAAAAUGGUCUGAAAUUAUCAACCAAAUGAUAUUAAAAGCAAAAUUAUGGAAACAAUGUUUAGAAGCAUAAUCUUGACAAACCAACUUGCCUUCAUAGGAUAAGUAAUAUUCGCCGGACAUGACUUCAUAAAUGUGCAUAGCAUUUCCAUUCAGAACCGGACUCCUAUGCCCACCAACUCAUGAAGACGCACUAAGAAAUAGAUUAGAUCUCACAUAUAAAAGUAUUUCAAAAAAGUAUUUUUGAAUUCUACAAAGUUAAUAUAAUCUUUACCCAGGCUGGUCAGUGUAUAAUAUAUAUCAGUAAGAUAAUGUAUCUGAUUUUAGGAUUGUAUUGUACUUUGUGAUAUUUAGUGCUAUAUUUGUAUGUCUGUUUCACCUAUAGGGAUUGAAGAGAAAUUUAUGGAAAUUAUAUUGAAUUCUGAUAAGUAAGACCAUUGAUUUUUUUUAUGAAUGAUUAAGAGCAUUCUCAAGGAAAUGUUGGACUCAACACUGUACCCAAAUAACAUCAAAUGUGAAUUGGAAAUUAAGUCAAGAUAUUGUUCAUUUCAGGCAUUUUGACAGGAUAUUCUGAACUAGUGUCUGCAAAUAAAACUGUAACUUAAUAGAAGGUAACAAAAGGCAAUAUUUUGAUUGUAAUUCUAGAGUCAAACUUAUAUUACUUUGGUUUUCACUCAAAGUAUUAUUGGAUUGGGAAGUAA
This is a messenger RNA of Myotis brandtii (Brandt's bat), 10410 nucleotides long. It is a transcript of the gene PTPRQ, whose product is annotated as protein tyrosine phosphatase, receptor type, Q. Gene Ontology annotation, biological process: protein dephosphorylation. The transcript is spliced from 46 exons. The coding region runs from base 3 to 6950 and encodes 2315 amino acids. The record is from RefSeq and is a predicted model, not a curated record. Gene Ontology annotation, molecular function: protein tyrosine phosphatase activity; protein binding. NCBI's taxonomy places the organism in Eukaryota, Metazoa, Chordata, Mammalia, Chiroptera, Vespertilionidae.